Messenger RNA from Nothobranchius furzeri (turquoise killifish), 3445 nucleotides. RefSeq names its product delta-like protein 4. The record is from RefSeq and is a predicted model, not a curated record. Gene Ontology annotation, cellular component: plasma membrane. NCBI's taxonomy places the organism in Eukaryota, Metazoa, Chordata, Actinopteri, Cyprinodontiformes, Nothobranchiidae. Gene Ontology annotation, biological process: multicellular organism development; cell communication; Notch signaling pathway. Gene Ontology annotation, molecular function: calcium ion binding; Notch binding.
GGUGGAGAGGGGAGUGGGUGUUUACUGGCAGGGUUGCACUGACACAGCGUCUAUAUAAACUGGGAGGGACGUGGAGCGUCUCUCACAGGGAGUCACUUUGCGCCGAUGCUCCGCCACAUCCGCGCAUCACCGUUGGCAACGCAAACCCCGCAUAAGCACGGCAAAGUCAAACACCAGCUGACCGCCACGAUGGAUGGCCAACAUAAAGACCGCAGAAUGACUCACUUGUGGAUAUUUACGUUUCUGAUAAUUGUCUAACCUACAGCAACUGGAUAACUCGGGCUUUUCCCAACUUUUUCUUCUGGAUACGGACGGAUCGUGGAGCUGGAUGUGCUACGGGCUUUGGGAGACGGAAUCUAUUUUGUUUUUUAUCAAAUUGGUUGAAUAAAUUUGGAAUAGAAACGAUUUUCAGAAGGGUGGACUGAUUUUUUUGGGAUACGCACAUUAAACUCUAAAGGAUGGCCGAUUGGUUCACAUCUAUCACCGCAAUAGUUAUGAUGUCAUUCACUCAGGUUUUGGGAUCAAGCGUGUUCGAGAUAGAUCUCCAUCAUUUUCAGAAUUCAAAGGGGUUGCUGGCAAAUGGACGCAGUUGCAGCAUGAGCGGCUGCAGGACUUAUUUCAAGGUUUGCUUGAAGAACUUCCAGACGGAGGUGUCUCCUGGCAGGUGCAUAUUUGGGACUGAGAGCACACCUGUUCUGGGCACCGACUCGUUCAGCAUCCAGCAGCACGCGAGGCUGCGCCUGCCUCUCAACUUCACCUGGCCGGGGGCUUUCUCGUUAGACAUUGAAGCCUGGGAUUCGUCAACGGGGCAGACUAAAGAAACCAGCAAAGCUGAUUUCUUGAUCAGCUCAUUUUCCAUUCGAGGAAAGUUGGAAAUAGGGUCCGAGUGGUCCCAGGAUGUGCAGAUCGGGAGGCAGACGGAGCUAAGGUACUCAUACCGGAUCAUCUGCAAAGACAAUUACUACGGGGACACUUGUUCCAAAUAUUGCGCAGAGAGAGACGAUCGUUUUGGCCACUACACCUGCAAACCUGACGGGGAGAUAGACUGUCUGCCUGGAUGGAAGGGACAUUACUGCGAAGAACCAAUCUGUCUGGAAGGCUGCAAUGAAAAUAAUGGAAACUGUACAGUCCCAGGAGAGUGCAAAUGCAGAAAGGGCUGGCAGGGACUCUUUUGUGAUGUGUGUAAACUUCAUCCGUCCUGUAAACAUGGUACCUGUAAAGAGCCGUGGCAGUGCACCUGCAAGGAAGGCUGGGGAGGCAUCUUUUGUGACCAAGAUCUGAACUACUGCACUCAUCAUAAACCCUGUGUAAAUGGGGCAACGUGCAUGAAUACAGGCGAGGGUAGCUACACCUGUGCUUGCCUGCCAGGCUUCUCUGGGGUUAACUGUGACUCUGAGGUCAGGGAGUGUGACAGCGAGCCCUGCCUCAAUGGAGGCCACUGCCUGGACUCUGAGAAUGGUUAUACGUGUGUUUGCCCUAAAGGAUUUGAAGGUCCACUCUGUGAACACAAGGUACUGACUUGUGUAGAUAGGCCAUGCUUUCAUGGAGGCACGUGCACAGAGAGGGACAACGGCCUUAGUUACACAUGCGAGUGUCCAGCUGGAUACACUGGGCUCAACUGUGAGAAGAAAAUGGACAAAUGUACCUCACUGCAAUGUGCUAAUGGUGGACACUGUGUGGUUCACGGUAGCCUCAGGCUGUGCAGCUGUCGCUCAGGUUUCACCGGACUGCGCUGUGAGAUCAACAUCGACGAAUGCGCCAGGAACCCGUGUGCAAACGCUUCCACCUGCAUAGAUCGCAUCAAUGGCUACACCUGCACCUGCGCACCAGGCUACACCGGACGCCACUGUGAUAGGCCCACAAACCACUGUGCCUCUCAGUUCUGCCUUAAUGGGGGGACCUGCACCCGUGGACCCAUGGGCAAACCUGCUUGCAUCUGCCCCACUUCCUACAGCGGUCCCCAGUGCCAGUAUGGUGGUCAGAGCUCAGCCAAUACUCCCAGCCCCAACAAAGCCUUGGAGUCCAAUGAAAAGCUGAACGUUGUUGCCAUUGGCUCAAGCGUUGGUCUGGUGGCUGUUGUGGUGUUUCUCUGCUUGGCGCUGGUGCUUGUACGUAACAUGACGCAACGAAAAAGCAAGGAGCAGGACUCUAAGACAAUGAACAACAUCUCUAAGGCAGACUUUCAGAAAGAGAACCUUAUCUCUGCCGCUGAGCUCAAGAACACAAACAAGAAGAUUGAUUUGGACGCGGACUGUCCUACAGAGAAGUCCAAUCAUAAACUCAUCAAUCACUAUCACUUGGACUAUAAAUCCUCCCUGAGGUACAAGGACGAGCUGUCCCUUUUGGACAAAGAUGAAAACUGUGAAAGGACGAUAGCAGAACAGAAGCAAUUAAGUAGAAUGUACAGAGAAAGGCCAGAAUGUAGAAUAUCAACAAUAUGUUCCUCCAGGGACUCAAUCUACCAGUCUGUCUUUGUCAUAGGAGAGGAGAAAAACGAGUGCAUUAUCGCUACUGAGGUAUAAUAAUCAGAACAUUACUCAUUGUCCAGUUUGGAUCCCUUGUGGACUGUUUACAAGUGUGAAGAGACUGGGAUUUACUCAAAUGCUGCUCUUGAAAACUUGAUAACUGGAUGGACGUCUGACUACAGUAGAACUAAAGCUCAUGGUUGUUUUGUGAGACUGAAACAAAAUAUUGUAGGAUCAAAGGAAGAAAUCUGGCUCACCGAUCUGCCUUUGAUAUUUUUUGUCCCAAACCCUGAUCUGCUUUGCCCAAGUUACUCAUAAGGCAACGAGAAUGAGCAGAAUGUAUUGUUCUAGUAAUCAGGAACCAAUCAACAUGCCAGGACAUGCAGUGUACUAUGCAAACAGUAGCACACACAAAAAAAAACUACUGAAAACAGUUCAUUUGUGAGUAACUUUCAGCUUUUAUUAGUUGUAAAACUGAAUUUUUUAUAAAGAAUGUAUGCUGACAUCACAAAGCCUUAAAUGUACAUAUAAGGAAAACCCUUGUGCCCUGCCUUAUUUUGAUUCCUUUGCACAGAAACUUGGAGGUAACAAUAACAAAAGUUGCAAUAUACUGAAACAUUCUGCAGGGAAAUAUAUGAUUGGGCCUUGAAUCUUUGUAUGCAUCCCAGUAAAGACAAAGACACAGAUGAAGUGACCAUCAAACCAAGGACGCCUUCAGUGAAAACGACUGAACCAAUAAUGUUGUUUUUAAGAUUAGUAUUUCAUUAGUAAUUUAAUUGAAUGAAGCACUGAUCCUUUUUGUUUUCUAAGAUGUUUUGUGUAUAUAAUGUAUAUUUAUAUGCCGAGGUUAGACAUGCACAUGUGUUUUAAGUUGAUGAUACAUAAAAGGUGAAUUUAUUUUUUAUUAGUUUUGGUGUCUUGUUUAAUUAUUAUGAUAUUAUUGUUAUUUUCUAUUUUGCUAUAAAAAGACACAGAACUCA